AUGCAUAUAUAUAUGUAUGAAUAUCAAUACCUGCAAGCUGUAGCUGCUGUACCAUGGUCCACUGCGCGCAGACAUCUUGUACGCACAGCCGGCAAGUGCACGCCACAAUCAGCCACCGGCCGCAUCCGGCUGAACGUCGGCGGGCAGGUGUUGGAGACGACGGCCGACACUCUCACAGGCGCGGGCGAGGGAACCAUGCUGGGCGCCAUGUUGGAACCCUGCUGGAAUGCUGGUGCCGCUGGCGGCGUGCCCGAGCACUUCAUCGACCGCGACCCGGUUUGCUUCGCCUCGCUCCUCGACAUGCUCCGCACGGGGGAGCUCCACGCCCCGGCCGGCGUCCCGGACCGGGUGCUCUUCCGAGAGGCGUCCUACUACCGCCCCGUCGUGCGGGUUUACAAUUGGAUGCUCGAGGAGCCCCUGCCGAUCUGCCUGACGCCUACCGAGCCGGUCCGUGAUGCAGCCUACCUCAGCGAGUCCACACUCCUCGUCGGGGGCGGUGGCUUGGCGGCUUUCUCCGGCCUCACCGGCGACCUGACUCAGCACUUCCGCUUAGCGCACGCCGGCGUGAAGAAGGCUCCACUGUUUAACGCGGGGGCACUUGUGGCCUUUGAUCAGCAAACCAAGGUUUUUGCUAGCUGCAAUUCCAGGGACAGCGGCUACUACGGCAUCGGUGUCUGGGACUGCAUCACCGGCGAGCAUACAGACUCUUUUUUGAACCAGAAUCUUGACUGCGCUCUGGGCACCGCCAGCAAGCUUCAGUGGCUGGCAAGCACCAAUGCGCUAAUGGUGAUCAAGGCAUGCUCACCGGAAGAUUCUUGGUCGUCGUCUUCCAUCACUUUGGUGGAUUUCCGGGAUAUGAGCGUUGUUUGGUCAUGUUGCAGCGGCACCCAGAACAAGGACCACAGGCGCGUUGCCGAUGCCGUUGUGAUGGAGGACGAGAGGUCGGUCUGCUUGAUCAGCCAGAACCAUGAUCUCGGGUUCCUCGACAUCUGUUGCGAGAGCUCUGGUCUGCAGCCUUGGCCGUGGACACCUCAGAGCAAGGUGACAGCCCCGACGUGCUAUCCGAAGCUCGCCGUGCACAGCGGACUGCUCUUAGCGUCCAAGGAUGACACCAUCUCAGUGUAUUGCGGCCCAAAUCAUGACCACCUGAGGCUGGCGUUGCGUGGGAGCCAAGGCGGUGGCGCCAUUGCCGACUUCUCGGUUGGGGGCGACCGUCUCUUCGCGGUACAUCAUGAGGACAACGUGCUGGAUGUCUGGGCGACCCUGCCGCGGCCACCUCCCAUCGCCUAA
Messenger RNA from Triticum aestivum (bread wheat), 1290 nucleotides. Its product is annotated as BTB/POZ domain-containing protein At2g24240-like. Gene Ontology annotation, molecular function: protein binding. The record is from RefSeq and is a predicted model, not a curated record. Bases 1 to 1290 code for a protein of 429 amino acids. Gene Ontology annotation, biological process: protein homooligomerization. The transcript has 2 exons. NCBI's taxonomy places the organism in Eukaryota, Viridiplantae, Streptophyta, Magnoliopsida, Poales, Poaceae.